This is a messenger RNA of Leucoraja erinaceus (little skate), 1888 nucleotides long. Its product is annotated as E3 ubiquitin-protein ligase TRIM39-like. Lineage: Eukaryota; Metazoa; Chordata; Chondrichthyes; Rajiformes; Rajidae. Gene Ontology annotation, molecular function: protein binding. The coding region runs from base 37 to 1461 and encodes 474 amino acids. The record is from RefSeq and is a predicted model, not a curated record. The transcript is spliced from 6 exons.
CGCGGGACACUGGACACUGGACAACACACACUCACCAUGUCCUGUGAGGAGGAGAUCGCCAAGCUGAAGGAGCAGGUGACCUGUUCCCUGUGCAGCCUGUUCUUCAGGGAGCCGGUCACUCUGGGCUGCGGCCACACGUCGUGCAGAGAGUGUGUCAGCAAGCUUCAGGUGGGCAAGGAUGGCAAGAUCUCCUGCCCCACCUGCUCGGCCACCUGCCACCUGGUCGAGGUGGUGGACAACGAACUGGCCGCCAAGAUGGUGGAGACCCUGAAGAAGAUCCUGGAGCUGACCGAGGGCGAGCAGGACGACUGCGAGAAGCACAAGCUGCCCUUCACCGGCUUCUGCCUCGACCACAUGAGGCUGGUGUGUGACAAGAGCGCCAAGGAGCACCCGGACUGUCGAAACAUCCCGAUCAAGGAGGCGGCCGAGAGAUUCAAGGCAAAACUUCAGCAGACGUUGGAUUACCUGGAGAGUCAGGUGGCAGUGAAUGCUGGGCGCGAUGAGCAGAUGAACCUCAUUGACCUGAAGGAUCAGGGCGACACUGUUCGGGCCAAGAUCCAGCUGGCUUUCGACUCCUUGCGGAAGUUUCUGGAAAAGGAGGAGAAGGCCAUUUCGACGGAGGUGGAGACGCAAGAAGAGCAUUUCUUACAACAGCUGGAAGAAAGCAACGCACAAACUGGGGGAAAUCCAGUCACCCUCAGUCACCUCAUAGGAGAUAUUAGGCUGAAGUUAUCACAAGAGGACGUUCCCCUGCUGAAGAAUAUCGGCACCAUAUUUGACAGGUCUGGUCACCUUUUACGGAAGCCCAAGGAAUUGCCUCUGGAUCUAAGUCAAGGUGGAUUCAAUGUCCCUCUGCAGUACGCUGUUUGGAAACGGAUGUUUAAACACAUUAAACCAGUUCCCACCCUCCUGACUCUGGACCCGAAGACGGCCAACUCUCACCUCAUCCUGUCCCGGGACGGCACGGAGGUGCGUGUGGCGGACAAGCAGGAUGACAUCCCGGACAACCCGGAGCGGUUCAGCCGCUGGCUGAGUGUGCUGGGCUCGGAGGGAUUCACGGCGGGCAAGCAUUGCUGGGAGGUGGAGGUUGUGGAGAGCACCGUGUGGCAGGUUGGGGUGGCCAAGGCCUCCGUGCCAAGGAAGAGAGGCUUCGCCCCGUUCCACUGGCAGGAGAGCCGCAAGUUCUUCACGCCUGAACCUCAGGCUGGUGUGUGGGCACUGGCCCUACAGGAUGGGGAUUACACUGCCCUGACCUCACCCCCCAUCGAGCUGAGGCUGAAGGGAAGGCUGAGGAAGCUGGGGGUCUACCUGGACUAUGCUGCGGGCCAGGUAUCCUUCUACAAUGCUGACGACGUCUCCCAUCUCUACACCUUCACCGACAAGUUCAUCGAGGAGAUCUUUCCCUAUUUCUAUAUCGCCCACAAGGGGGACUCGCUGAGACUCACAACUCUGGGCAUCUGAAGAACAUCCCCCAUGAUGGUGACCCCUUCCUUGUCCCUCACCUAGCACCCAGGCCCGUACAUCCCACCCCGUCCGUCCGUCCGUCUGUCGUCGAGGUGAAGGCGAUAUUGUAACUCUGAAUAAAACACGAGUCAUGUGAAAGACGUUCUUUGUUUUUGAUCUGUGGAGAGAAUCAGAAUAAUCUGUCUAACCUUACCCGCUGCCUUGAGGAUAUAAAGUGUUGGAUGGCCCAGAACUUCCUCCAACUAAACGAGAGUAAGUCUGAGGUCAUCCUUCUCAGACUCAAUCAAAAUGAUAGCAGGCAGCCUUGGAAGCCUUACCCCACUGUUCAAACCUCACGUCAAAAACCUUGGCGUGAUAUUUGACUCAGCACUGAAAUUUGACAAACAAGUCAAUGCCGUGGUAAAAGCAAGUUCCUUUCAGCUUC